UCUUUCAUUCAUUGCUUUAAACUCUCUCUCUCUCACUCUCUCUCUCUCUAUCUCUCUGUCUCUUCUCUCUUCUCUCCUCUCCCUUUGUAUUCUUACGCGUCUUCAUUUCCAUUCACAACACACUCUUUCUCUCUCUAAACAUUGCCAUAGAUUUGGACCAGAACAAGACGGUGGUUGUUGCCUUCUUAAGGAACAAUCCAACUACAAUUCAACUCCCAAAUUAUUAUUAUUUUUUUCUUUCAAUUUUCAAUUACAUAAGGGGAAAAUUUGGAUCCGUCUGUGGGUUUUUGUUUGAUGAAGGUUUUUGUGUUGUUUAGCAAUGCAAAAUUGGAUCUUUAUGUGAUUUAAGUUACUGGGGUUUUUCGAUUUCGACAAGGGUUGGUGAGUACUGUUACUAGUUCGGGAGUUUUAGUUGUGUGUUGUGAGUGUCAGUGAUGCAUACCGGUGGUAGACUCAUUGCUGGUUCUCACAACAGGAACGAGUUUGUUCUUAUCAAUGCCGAAGAAAAUGGAAGGAUUAAGUCAGUUUGCGAACUGAGUGGGCAGAUAUGUCAGAUUUGUGGAGAUGAGAUUGAGGUUACUGUGGAUGGGGAGCCCUUUGUUGCUUGCAAUGAGUGUGCUUUCCCUGUUUGCCGGCCUUGCUAUGAGUACGAGAGAAAAGAAGGGAAUAAGGCCUGCCCUCAGUGUAAGACCAGAUUCAAACGCCUCAAAGGUAGUCCAAGGGUCGAAGGGGAUGAAGAAGAGGAUGGUAUUGACGACAUAGACAAUGAGUUUGAUUAUGAACUUGAUGAAUUCGGCCAGCAAGUUAAUUCAGAUUCAUUGUUCUCCGGGCGUCUUAACACCGGGCGUGGUUCUCAUAAUAAUAUAUCUGGGGCAAACUCAGAACAUGGAUCUCCUCCUCUCAAUCCUGAAAUCCCUCUCCUGACUUAUGGGGAAGAGGAUCCUGAGAUAUCUUCUGAUAGACAUGCUCUAAUUGUUCCACCAUAUAUGAAUCAUGGAAACAAAGUCCAUCCCAUGCCUUAUACGGAUCCAUCUAUUCCCCUGCAACCAAGACCAAUGGUUCCCAAGAAAGAUAUUGCUGUAUAUGGAUAUGGAAGUGUGGCUUGGAAAGAUCGAAUGGAGGAAUGGAAGAAGAGGCAGAGUGACAAACUCCAAGUGGUGAAGCAUGAAGGAGAUGGCAAAGAUGGAAGUUUUGGUGAUGACCUCGACGACGACCCUGAUAUGCCCAUGAUGGACGAAGGCAGGCAGCCACUUUCUCGGAAACUACCAAUCCCUUCUAGCAAGAUAAAUCCAUACAGGAUUAUUAUUAUACUCCGUCUUGUAAUCCUCGGGCUUUUUUUCCAUUAUAGAAUUCUCCACCCAGUUAAUGAUGCAUAUGGCUUGUGGCUGACUUCAGUCAUCUGUGAAAUAUGGUUUGCUGUAUCUUGGAUAAUGGAUCAGUUUCCAAAAUGGUACCCGAUAACGCGAGAAACAUAUCUUGACCGUCUAUCACUGAGGUAUGAAAAAGAAGGGAAACCAUCUGAAUUGUCCAGUGUAGAUGUCUUUGUCAGUACUGUGGAUCCCAUGAAAGAACCUCCACUGAUUACUGCAAACACUGUUCUAUCUAUCCUUGCUGUUGAUUAUCCGGUUGAUAAAGUUGCAUGCUAUGUCUCAGACGAUGGUGCUGCUAUGCUCACUUUUGAAGCACUUUCUGAGACAUCUGAAUUUGCUAGGAAAUGGGUUCCGUUUUGCAAGAAGUAUAAUAUUGAGCCCCGUGCCCCCGAAUGGUAUUUUGGUCAGAAGAUGGACUAUCUAAAAAAUAAAGUGCAUCCAGCAUUUGUUAGGGAAAGGAGAGCAAUGAAGAGAGAUUAUGAAGAAUUUAAAGUGAGGAUUAACAGUCUUGUGGCAACGGCACAGAAGGUUCCUGAGGAUGGAUGGACCAUGCAAGAUGGGACUCCUUGGCCUGGAAAUGAUGUGAGGGAUCACCCUGGCAUGAUUCAGGUGUUCCUUGGUCAUGAUGGUGUCCGCGAUGUUGAGGGAAACGAGUUACCUCGCUUAGUUUAUGUUUCUCGUGAAAAAAGGCCUGGGUUUGAUCACCACAAAAAGGCUGGUGCAAUGAAUUCUCUGGUACGGGCGGCGGCAAUCAUCACAAAUGCACCUUAUAUUCUGAAUGUUGAUUGUGAUCACUACAUUAACAAUAGCAAGGCACUUAGAGAAGCCAUGUGCUUUAUGAUGGACCCUCAACUUGGGAAGAAGAUCUGUUAUGUACAAUUUCCUCAAAGAUUUGAUGGAAUUGAUCGACAUGAUAGAUACUCAAACAGAAAUGUUGUAUUUUUCGAUAUCAAUAUGAAAGGAUUGGAUGGAUUACAAGGUCCGAUUUACGUCGGAACUGGAUGUGUUUUCAGAAGGUAUGCACUCUAUGGAUACGACGCACCUGCCAAGAAGAAGGCGCCAAGUAAAACCUGCAACUGUUUGCCAAAGUGGUGCUGCUGGUGCUGUGGCUCUAGAAAGAAGAAGAAUCUCAACAAUAAGAAAGAUAAAAAGAAGAAGGUAAAGCAUAGCGAAGCAUCAAAGCAGAUACACGCACUUGAAAAUAUAGAGGCAGGGAAUGAAGGAGCCAUCAUUGAGAAACCAUCCAAUUUGACUCAAUUGAAAUUGGAGAAGAGGUUUGGACAAUCUCCAGUGUUUGUAGCCUCUACACUUUUGGAUAAUGGUGGAGUUCCACAUGGAGUGAGUCCCGCAUCACUUUUAAAAGAAGCCAUUCAAGUUAUCAGUUGUGGUUAUGAAGACAAAACCGACUGGGGAAAAGAGGUUGGAUGGAUCUAUGGUUCUGUGACAGAGGAUAUCUUGACUGGUUUCAAAAUGCAUUGCCACGGUUGGCGGUCUGUGUAUUGCAUCCCUAAGCGUCCUGCAUUCAAGGGGUCAGCACCUAUCAAUCUUUCAGAUCGUCUACAUCAAGUUCUUCGUUGGGCUCUUGGUUCUGUUGAGAUCUUUUUCAGCAAACAUUGUCCAAUUUGGUAUGGCUAUGGUGGUGGCUUGAAGUUGUUGGAACGAUUUUCCUACAUAAAUUCAGUUGUAUAUCCCUGGACUUCCCUCCCAUUGAUCGUCUAUUGUACUUUACCAGCCAUAUGUCUUCUCACCGGAAAAUUUAUUGUGCCUGAGAUAAGCAAUUAUGCAAGUAUUGUGUUUAUGGCCCUCUUCAUAUCCAUUGCAGCAACUGGUAUCCUCGAGAUGCAAUGGGGUGGUGUUGGAAUCGAUGAUUGGUGGAGGAAUGAACAGUUUUGGGUGAUUGGAGGUGCUUCAUCACAUCUUUUCGCCCUUUUCCAAGGUUUACUCAAGGUUUUAGCUGGUGUCGACACAAACUUCACAGUUACAUCCAAAGCAGCUGACGACGGAGCAUUCUCAGAGCUCUACAUCUUCAAAUGGACCUCGCUGUUAAUCCCUCCGAUGACAUUAUUGAUCAUGAAUAUUGUUGGUGUGAUUGUCGGUGUCUCGGAUGCUAUCAAUAAUGGUUAUGACUCAUGGGGACCCCUCUUUGGUAGAUUAUUCUUUGCCCUUUGGGUCAUCAUACAUCUUUAUCCAUUCCUCAAGGGUUUGCUUGGGAAACAAGAUAGAAUGCCAACCAUUGUGUUGGUUUGGUCCAUCUUGUUAGCAUCCAUCUUGACCCUCUUGUGGGUUAGAGUUAACCCUUUUGUUUCAAGAGACGGUCCUGUCUUAGAAAUUUGUGGAUUGAAUUGUGAUGAUACAUGAAGAAUAAAUGGAAGUGUUUUUAAAGAAGCAAUCAAUGCAUUUGAAUACUAAGACACGCUUCACAUCACAAAAAAAGGGAAAAAAGUCGUUGCACAAAUUUUUGGAUGGAAGUUGUAUUUUUUCGGUGGUGUGUGUAGAUAUAGAGGAAGGAAAGAAAAUGGAAGGGAAAGAGGGGGAGUUUGACACAUUGUUGCCUGCAAUAGAGGUUUUCUUUUCAUUUAUUCUUUGAUUAUAUUUUCUGUGGUUUUUAAGUGUUGUUGUUAUUCUCUCUUUUUUCUAGUUGUUUUCAUGUAUUCUUAUAUAAGAAAGAGGCAUUGAAUUAUAUAUGAUAAGUUAUUCCCUCUUCAAAACAGAGGGAUAAGCAGUCUCAAGAAUUAGAGUUAUGUCAUAUUUUAAGGUAUGGUUUUUUGUUGAAACCUUUGUGACAUGAGAGAUUUCUUCCUCAUUUGUAAUACCAUCAACUAUGGAUUCUUGUUCCUCUCA
Lathyrus oleraceus (garden pea) is the source of this 4211-nucleotide messenger RNA. RefSeq names its product cellulose synthase A catalytic subunit 6 [UDP-forming]. The record is from RefSeq and is a predicted model, not a curated record. The transcript has 14 exons. Gene Ontology annotation, cellular component: membrane. Gene Ontology annotation, molecular function: cellulose synthase (UDP-forming) activity. The coding region runs from base 435 to 3728 and encodes 1097 amino acids. Gene Ontology annotation, biological process: cellulose biosynthetic process. Lineage: Eukaryota; Viridiplantae; Streptophyta; Magnoliopsida; Fabales; Fabaceae.